AUGAACAUGACGCGGAUGGCCUUGUUAGCCUACUUGACCGCAUAUGGUCGGGCUGGAACCAGUGUCGCUGCCGAUGCCGAGGAAGAGGAAAGAGUCGUCUUGGUGAAUCCAAUCGCUUUGCAUGCCUCAACAUCUUCCUUCUCAGCCCAAGGCCUGUCCAGAUGCUUCUCGGCGGCGGCAGAAGUCGCGCUUAAGCCAGGUGUAACGCUCCAUAUCGCUGAGUGCGAGGGCAGGCGCGAGCGUCAGGAGGAGCCCGACAGUGACGACACAGACAUGGAGAAUGAUGCCCAAGAGCCCUCCGCGGAAGCACGCAUGACAGAUCCAUGGGAACAGGACAUCUCCAUCCUGAGUAUCUCGGCCCGGAAAAUCGGAUCUGGAAGCGGCGACCGAGCGUGGGCAGGUCGUACGGUCAAGGCGAAGACGAUAGCUGCCAGGUGGUUUCGCUUCUACAAUAUCGAAGAGCAACAAACAUACGCAGACCAAGGAUGA
Molecule: messenger RNA, 489 nt
Organism: Alternaria viburni
Lineage: Eukaryota; Fungi; Ascomycota; Dothideomycetes; Pleosporales; Pleosporaceae
Exons: 2
Coding region: 1-489 (162 amino acids)
Source: RefSeq, a predicted model, not a curated record